Molecule: messenger RNA, 10655 nt
Organism: Loxodonta africana (African savanna elephant)
Lineage: Eukaryota; Metazoa; Chordata; Mammalia; Proboscidea; Elephantidae
Exons: 8
Coding region: 9784-10554 (256 amino acids)
Molecular function (GO): S-adenosylmethionine-dependent methyltransferase activity
Source: RefSeq, a predicted model, not a curated record
CACGCCGGUGCCUGGUUCCUAUUGAAAGGGCUUAUGAAGUCAUUAUUUGCUUCGCUCUGCUUUCGGUUUUAGUUUUUUCUGCCCAAUAACUGUAGAGCAAAGUUAGUGACCAAAUAGAAGGCUCUCUAAGGCCUCUUUAGUGAUGCCACCCCAGGAAAGAAAUACGGCCUCAAGAAGCCACCGUUAGAAAAUGAGACUCGGCUGAGCUGAGUUGAAUGAGGAUAAAUGGAGGUAGGUUUGAGGCUAGGGAUCGCCGGGAGCACUUCAGGCUCCCUGGUAGGGGGCGGGGCCCCCACGGAGGCGAGUCCUCCGAAGAUCGGAUCGAGUGUUGACUCCGCGGCGCGUGCGCAAUACGAGCUUCCUUCCGCGCUGCUUUCUGCUCCAACAUGGAAUUCUGCUCCGCUCGGCGAGCGGUGCUGCAGCUGCUCGGCGCGGUAGCGCCGACCGACCGUCCAGCGCUGCUCCAGUGGAUGCGAACGACCCGUAAGCGACCAGGGCUAGAAGCAGGUGGUACGGGCAAGAAUAGUCUGUGGGCGCUGACCUUGGGGACGUAGGACGGGUGAGGCCAAAGACCUUCCAUGGGGUCGCUGUGCUAGUCUCUGCUCUACUGUGGGCAGGUUGACUGGAGCGCACGCUCAGUCUUUCGGCCUCUCAGAGUCCAUCUUAAGAUUGGGUGAAGAGCUGGCUCUGGGUUUAUGAUUUCGUUGGAGGCUUGGGACAAGUCUUAAGAGCUUUCUUGUGCCUAAUUCCGUUUCUGAAUAAGAGGAUAAUCCAUCUUCCCCAUUACUCCUCCCACAAAUUUGUGAGAAUGAGUGAGAUACUACCUGAAAAAGCACUUUGCAAGAGAGGGUUUAGGGUGUAGAGCUGGAGGCUUUUACUGUAGCUGGUGCGUUUUGUCGAUCGUAAAAUGGGCCAUCAGUUUAAUAGCAAUUUUUCUGGGAGGAGAAGCCUUUGAUUUUAAACCAUUAAAAUUUAAUAAUAGUAAUAAUAAGCACGAGUUAGAAUCGAAGAAAUGUGAUAAUUAGGCCUAGUUAUUGAUUAUUGGGAUAGACUUGGCAAAGUAAAGCCUGGUGAAAGCGCAAGAAAAUAGAAUAGUCUUUGUUAACUAUGCCAGAUCGUACUAUGUUCUACACCUCUAAACGUUGAUUCUCGUGAUUAUUUUCGUCCAGUCUUACGGCUUAAAAUGUCUGUUUGCUGAUGACUCCCAAUUUUAGAUUUCCAGCCCUGACUUUUUCUAGAACUCUCUUUUUGUGAUGUCAGGGUCUAUCAGUGGAGUUAGGUAUUAUUGUUAUCAUUAUUACUACCCAUUUUUAUUCUGAGGAGAGCACUCUAGAUAAGAUGCCAAACUACAAUUAACUUGGACAUGCAAUGUCAAGGUUUAUCCUGGAAAGUAUAGGACACCAGACACAAUAGCUUCUUGUUUAUAGACGCAUACAAGAUUACUUCAAGACAGGAAUUUUGAAAAAUUUGCUGAGUCUCUUAUCACUUCAUUUAAACCCUGUAUUACCAGUUUCAUUCAUCAUAUCCCAGUUCUUUAUAAGACAAUGCCAAUCCCAUUUCUGCAUUCUUAUGCCCAAGGUAAUUCAUUCCAAAAAUAUUGAGUGCCUGCAAAAAUGCCACAUACUGCCUGGCUCUGGCAGUUGUAAAAUUACCGAAACACCCCUGCUCUCAAGAAGCUCUUAGUUUUGUGGAGUAAUUUGUAAUCUAAAUCUCUAAUUUUAGAGGUAUUACUUGAGACUACAUUUUUCAAAAUCACAAAGACUUGAAAGCAUGUUUUAGGUGGUAAACAAGAGGACCCAGUAUCACUGGUUAAAUAAUACGUUUUUACUUUUUUUAAAGGCAGUUUUUUUGCAUCUCUCCAGCAGACCCUGUAGUCAGAGAUGGUCAAAAAAUUAAACAAUUUAGAAAAUAACUUGAGUUUCUGAAGAAUGUUUAUUAGCGUGACUAUUUUAAGAAAUGAGAGUACCAGAUGGCUUAAAAUGAAGAAGUGUGUUUUGUUACAAACUGUGUAACCAUGUAGUGUAAUUUACUAGUAUACCUGUUUAUGAAAAAAAAAAAGUUUAUGAAGUGGCUCUAAAUACAGCACAAAAGAUUCUUCCAUUCAACCAUUUUUCAUUUUCCUAAUUGAAUUUCCUUCUUCCAGAAAAAUGUUUGAUCUCUAACAUCAAGUUACUUGCAUAAUAUCUUGUAUAACAGUUGCAUAAACCAAAACCAAACAAACCCAUUGCUGUCAAAUUGGUUCUGACUCAUAGUGACCCUACAGGGCAGAAUAGAACUGCACCUUAGGGUUUCCAAGGAGCAGUUGGUAGAUUCAAACUGCCAGCCUUUUCUGGUUAUCAGCCAAACAUUUAACCACAGUGCCACCAGGGCUCCUGACAUUUGCUUAGACCUUUAAUUAUAACUCUCCUUGGGUAAUAGACAUUGAGUGUGACUGGUAAAAUCACUGAUUUUAAAUACACGAAAAGAAUAAUAAAAUUGUUCUGUAAAGGUAUAGUGAUUAGGCUGGUACAACCAGACAAGUGGACCAGGGCAGAGCCAAGCACAUGUCAAUGUGUGAUACAAACUGAAGAUCUGGAAGAAAUGAAGUCGAAAGCCUACAUUUCAUCUUGGUACAGCUUAAGCCAAAGGCCUAGGAAACAAAACGGACAAUAUAGGAAGGAUAAACAAGUCUGAGGGCCAAAGUAAGCAAAAAUAAGCCUCUCUCUCCCUCACACCCCCCAACCCCCAAAAAUAAAAAACACAGCAGUACCUCAGCGCACUAAUUAUUGAUCCUGUGGUGGAACAUCUGUUCUCUUCUAUUUCCUGUGUGUAUAAAGUGGGCUCUUGAUCUAGAUUUCAAAGGGUAGGAAAGUGACUGUGAUCUAUUAAGUGAAGGGAGAUGAGAGCCAGAACUCCAAAUGGAGUCCCCAAUAGACAUAUUUAAAACACACACACACACAGGAGCAGAAAUAUUAACAAACGUUGAAUUAGUCCUGAAUAUGUAAAUACAAAUGAGGAAGUACAACCAAUAGCCUGUAACGGUGUCUAUUAAGGACCAAGUUACAGAGGAUAGGAAAUUAGGGUUUGCUAUAAGAAAAUUGGAAACCCUGGUGGUGUAGUGGUGAAGAGUUUGGCUGCUAACCAAAAUGUCAGUAGUUCAAAUCCAGGAGGUACUCCUUGGAAACCUUAUGGGACAGUUCUACUCUGUCCUAUAGGGUCACUAUGAGUCAGAAUCAACUCGACAGCAACAGAUUUGGUUUUUGACUACAAGGAAAUUAACAAACUCAUCAAGAAAAUAAUUUAAAUACUUAAAGAAGAUAAUAACGGUAGGUGACUAGAAGCUUCUCUGCAUCCUGUAUUUUAGAUACAUCUUCAGUGAGCAGAAUUAGACAUGGAGUUGAGCAGCAGCUCAGAGCUGUUACAGGUUCUUCCUAGUACCUACAAAUAUAAAAAGCAAAGUCUGGGAUCUAGUUACAUUUGUCAGGCAGCAUACUGCUUCAGUUCUCUAUUGUACUACCAUCGAGUAGAUACUAGUAUAACAUAACUUAAAUGUAACCAGAAUGCUUUUUAGAAGUGAGGAUUAUUAAGACUUCAGCUCAUUUACUUUGGACACAUCAUCAGGAAAGCCCAAUCACUAGAAACAGACAUCAUCUUUGGUAAAGCAGAGGGUCAGUGAAAAAGAGAGAAACUCUCACUGAGAUGGAUUGGCACAGUAGCCACCACAGUGGGCUCAAUCAUAUCAGAGGUCAUAAAGAUAGCACAGGACCAGGCAACAAUUCCUUCUGUUAUACAUAAGGUCGCUGUGAGUUGGAGCCUACUCGACAGCAUCUAACAACAAGUAAAUGGAGAGAUGAACCUUGUUCAUGGGUCAGAAGAAUCAAUACUGUUAAGAUACCAGUUCUCCCCAGGUUGCUAUAUAGAUUCAACACAAUCCCUAUCAAAAUCUCAACACAGUUUUUUUUAGGAACUCAAGCUGAAUUCUGAAAUUCAUGUGAAAACACAAUAGACCUAGAAGAGCCAAAGUUUUUUGGAAAAAGAAGUUGGAGGGCUAAGGUGACCCAAUUUCAAGAAUUAAAUCAACAUGGUAAUAUCGUGAAGAUAGAAAAGUAGAUCAGUGGAGCAUAGAAAGUCCAAAAAUAAACUCACACAUAUGUGGAUUUUUUUUUUUAUCCCUACCUUCUUUUUUUUAUUGCCAAGUUGGUCUUUAUUAAAAUUAUAAACAUUUCCUGUGUUAAAGAUGUUAAUAAAGCUCAAAAGGCAAGCUACAAAAUGGGAGAAAAUAUUUUGUAAACACAUAUCUGAUAGAGGCCUGACAUAAAAUACUCAAAGAAUUCUUUUUUUUUAAUUCUAAAAUUUAUACAUAAAUUGUUUCGUGACAUUGGUUCCAAUCCCUUCAGUGUGUCUGCACUCUCUCCCUUUCCCCUUCUACCCCAGGUUCCUGUGUCCAUUUGUCCAAUUUUCCUGUCCUUUCCUGCCUUCUCAUCUUUGCUUCUGGACAGGUGUAGCCCAUUUUGUCUUGUAUACUUGAUUGAACUAAGAAGCAUGUUCCUCACGUGUGUUACUGUUCUAUAGGUUUAUCUAAUCUUCAGUUGAAAAGUAAGCUUCAGGAGUGGCUUCAGUUCUGAAUUAGCAGGGAGCCCAGGGGCCAUAGUCUCGGUGGUUCCUCCAGUCUCUGUCAGACCAGAAAGUCUGGUCUUUUUUUUGUGAAUUAGAAUUUUGUUCUACAUUUUUCUCCCUCUCUGUCCAGAACCCUUUAUUGUAACCCCUGUCAGAGUGGUGGUAGCCAGGCAUCAUCUGGUUCUUCUGGGCCGUAGAGGCUGUGGUUCAUGUGGUCCAUUAGUCCUUUGAACUAGUAUUUUCCUUGUGUCUUUGAUUUUCUUCAUUCUCCUUUGCUUCAGAUGGGAUGGGACCAAUAGAUGUACCUUAGCACUCAAAAGCUUUUAAGACCCCAGACACUACUCACCAAAGUGGGAUGUAGAACAUUUUCUUUGUGAUCUAUGUUAUACCAUUUGACCUAGAUACUCCCUGAGACCAUGGUCUCUAGCCCUCAGCCCCAGUAACUCAGUCCCUCAAGGUGUUUGGAUGUGUCUAGGAAACUUCUAUGACUUUGCCUUGGUUAAGUUGUGCUGACUUCCCGUAUAUUGUGUUGUCUUUCCCUUCAUCAAAGUUAGCACUUGUCUACUGUCUAGCUAGUGAUUUCCCCUCCCCACACCUCUCCUCCCUUGUAACCAACAAAGAUUGUUUUUUUUCUGUGUGUAAACCUUUUCUUGGGUUUUUAUAAUAGUGGUCUCACACAGUAUUUGUCCUUUUGUGGUUAAUUUAUCUCACUCAGCAUAAUGCCCUCCAGAUUAAUCCAUGUUGUGAGAUGUUUCGAGGAUUCAUCGUUGUUCUUUAUCGUUGAGUAAUAGUCCAUUGUGUGUACAUACCAUUAUUUCUUUAUAUUCACUGUUGAUGGGCACUUUGGUUGUUUCCAUCUUUUUGCUAUCGUGAACAGUGCUGCAAUGAACAUGGGUCUACAUCUGUCUAUUCAUGUGACAGCUCUUUUUUCUCUAGGAUAUAUUCCUAGAAGUGGGCUUGGUGGAUCGUAUGAUAUUUCUAUUUCUAGCUUUUUAAGGAGGUGCCAUAUCGUUUUCCAUAGUGGUUGUACCGUUUUACAUUCCCACCAUCGUUGCACAAGAGUUCCAGUCUCCCUGUGAUCUCACCAACAUUUGUUAAUGUUUUUUUGAUUAGUCCCAGUAAUCUUGGGGUAAGAUGGUAUCUCAUGGUAGUUUUGAUUUGUCUUUCUCUAAUGGCUUAUGAUUGUGAGCAUUUCCUCGCGUCUGUUAGCCACCUGAAUGUUUUCAUUGGUGAAAUGUCUGUUCAUACCCUUUGCCCAUUUUUUAAUUGGAUUUUUUGUCUUUUUGUUAUUGAGGUGUUGAAGUAUUCUGUAGAUUUUAGAGAUUAGACCCUUGUCAAACUACAGGGCAGAGCAGAACUGCCUCAUAGCCAAGAUUUUUUUUUCCCAGUCUGUAGGUUCCCUUUUUACUCUUUUGAUGAGCACAAGUGUUUAAUUUUUAGGAGCUCCCAGUUAUCUACUUUCAUUUCUGGUGUUUGUGCAUUGUUAGUUACGGUUUUUAUUGUAUUUAUGCCAUGUACUAGGGUCCCUACUGUUGUUACUGUUUUUUCUUCCAUGAUCUUUAUCAUUUUAUGUUUUAUAUUUAGGUCUUUGAUCCAUUUUGCGUUAGUUUUUGUGUAUGGUGUGAGAUAUGGGUCAUAUAUGGGUUUUUGAAAAAGUCCGAAGACAAUGUGGUAGAGAAAGGAUGUCCUUUUCAACAAAUGGUACUGGAACAAUUUGGCCAGAGAGAACGGGAUUUUCCUGGAGUUUUUUGUUUUUAUUUUUUUCUAUGCCUGUUGGUCCCAGGUCUCUGGUACCCAUUCCAGAAUAUCUGGGAGAAAGAACGGAAACCCAAGGAACUCAUCACAGUGUCCUUCAUCAAGACCUGAGCCCCCAGCCAGAUCACCUUCUUACCUGCUUUCAGAAUCCUUCUAUAAUUGCUUAUUGAAUUAUUUCCAGGGUAUUUAGUUGUAUUUAAAGGAGAAGAACAGGGAAGAAUGAGGGAAGCUGCCAUUUUAUCUAGGACCAGAAACUGCCUCAAUAAAUUUUUUAUUUGAAUAGGGACUUCAGAAUAAUAUAUGAUGUGAGUGAAUUAUGCAUUAUAAGUCAUUAGAGGUGAGGAUAUGGGUGAAUGAGGACUAGAGGUGUGGAGUUAGACUCCAUGGAGAUGGUGUAACUUGGACAGGGCCUUAUUGCAGAAAGCAAGGUCAUGCAAUUGAAAGGAAUGAUAUGAACAGGAAGGAUUGUGGAAAACAACUAAAGACAUUUGCCUGACUAGAGCAAAAAUUAUGUUAGGGAGUAAUGGGAAUAGAAAAUAGGAUGGUUAAACUCGAUGGCACUGGGUUUUUUUUUGUUUUUUUUUUUAACUUCUGUUAAUAUCCUGGAAAGCCUUAAAAGUCUGGAGUAAGAGUUAAUAUAUUGGAAAACAAGAAGCCAUCCAAAAAUUUUAAAGAGGGGGAGUGAUAUGAAAAUGAGAUUUAAGCAAGACUAUUUUAAAAUAGGUAUGUAAAGUAUUUUAUAAAGGGGAGAAACUGACAUCAAAGAGCUAGUUAUAAAUUUGUAAUAGUAUUCUAAGUGUGAAGUCACGACUAUGGCUAUGAUUGAAGAGGAAAUGGGAUUAAAAGAAGAACAUGGUGGGACUUGGUACCUGUCUAGAUACAUAAAAAGUAGAAUUUGCUUCAUAGGCUGUAAGCUUGGUAACCUUUCUUUUCCCAUAUGCUUAAUUAAGCAGGAAAUUUUUUAAGAAUUAAUUCUGCCGUUUAGAAAAGCUCUUCUUUCUCCACGCCCUUCCCACCUACAUAUGUAAUUUGAGAAAAGCUUUACUGUCUCUAGGCAGCCAAUUAGCACCUUUCUUUAAUCUUUCUGCAAGCAACAUAACUGUUACCACACAUUCUGAAAUAGUUAUUAUGCAUGUUAAAAGAUGCUCAGCCUCACUAGUAAUGGAAGAAAUCCAAAUUAAAACAACAAAGGUUUUUGUUUGUUUGUUUUAAUUAUUCGAUGCUUUAAGGGCUUGAUGAGAUGUAUUCUUAUUCAUUUCUGUUAGAGUAAAUUGAUACAGCCUUUCAGGAAAGAAAUUCAACAAGAUGUUGCAAAAGGCUUUAAAUGUUUAAGUUGUUCCCUUUCUAGGAAUGUAUACUAAGGAAAUGAUCUGAAAUGCAAAGAUGAUGUAUACCAAAAUGUUAGAUUCAGUGCCUCCAAUAUUUCACAAUUAUAUCUUUAUCUGUCAACAGUAGGAGUGAGUGGUAAAAGAAGGACUAUACAUAUGCUGGAAUAGUACACAGUUUUUAAAAAUAAUCUUUCAAGAAUUUUAAUGACAUAAGAGUAAAUGUUUAUGAUAUAAUGUUAAGUGAAUUGCAGUUUUACAUACUUCAGUAACAUCCACGUCAUGCCUUUCUAAUGUGUUUUUAUAGCCAUUAUUAGAGCAAAAUACUCUUGCAUCCUUUUCAGAAGUUACUUGCCAACCACUACAGAUAAUAAAACCAAUUUUAGCCUUCUUGAGCUAAAAAUUUCCCCCUUGAAGUCUGAAAGUGCUCCUUAACAAUUAUGAAUCAGACAUUUAGAUAAGAAGUAACUUGGAAUAGAAUAAACACAUUUAGGGAGAACAUUUAUAUAAGUUGUAUCUUAGUAAAAUUAUUAAAUCGGACAUAUUUUCAUUUUGAUUCAUGAAAUUGACAUUUUAAAAAUACAGUUUGGAAAAUGAGUUCACCAAACUUAACCACACUGAUCCUCAAACGGUAGUUAACAUCUAUUGAAUGCUUUCUAUGGCUGAUUACUGUUCUAAGGCAAUAUGCUAAACAUAUAUAUUAACUCCUUUAAUCCUCAAAACAAUCCCUUGAGAUGGCUAUUACUAUUAUUCCCACUUUAUAAAUGAGACCACUGAGGCUCAGAAAGUUAAGCAACUUGCCUAGGUAAUAAGUGUUGGACCAACGACUCUAAUUCAGGCCAUUCUUUUAACUGUUAUUCAGAGUUUGUCCCUGAGAUACAAUUCCAAAGGAUAGGAGUAAGGUCAGCUGAAUAAGCGAGGGUGGUUUCAACCAAGAGUCAAAAAUUGUAAGUAGAGCCCAAAUGAGAGGAACAGUUUUGGAUGAGUGAUUCCUAACUUUCAUCUCAUCAGCCUUAAGCAGUGUUUGAUAGUAUGGCCUUAGGAGCCAGAAAUGGGGAAAAUAAUAGUACACCUCACAGAGAUGUUGUGAAGACUGAAAGUGAAUGCAUGUAGAGCUUGUAGCAGAGUGCCUUGCAUAUAGUACUCAAUAAAUAUUAGCUAUUAUUAAAGAUUUCUUAAGAACUUUUUCCUAGAAAAAUAUGCAUAUUUAUAUGUACACAGAAGCAUACAACUUUGGGCCUCUUGUGACCACGUAAAACCAAGUGUGGAUCCUCUUAAGUAGCGCCAUGGUGAAGAAACCCUCCUGUAACUGAAGAAAUACUCUUUUAUUCGUGAAUGUGGUUGAAUCAGAGUUUGUUGUCUAGGGUAAGGGAUGCCAAUUCUCAUUUUUACCUGGUAUCCUUGGUAUUGAGGUAAAACAAGUGCAGUCUUCAUUUAACUCUGCUUUUUUUUAUUGACUGAGUAAUAACAAUUUCAUAGUAUCUCCGGCCUUCUUGACCGGUGAUGCUUACAUUAGUUGGGGGAUUGAUUUCCCAAAUAAACAGAAUUUGCAGCCAUUCUCAUUUUUUAUUUCUCCAGCUCCCUAGAUCUUCACAUAUUAUUGUUUUAAGACAUUUGGGCUUCCACUGCCACCACAACCCCUUCCCAACUCUGUCAAUAACCCAGUAGCAGUAGUGAUCAGAGCCUGAAGACGCUACAAAAUAGUAGCAGAAGAGAAUAAACCCCAGUGCCAUUGAGUCAGUUUCAACUCAUAGCAACCCUAUAGGACAGAGUAGAACUGCCCCAUAGAGUUUCCAAGGAGCACCUGGUGGAUUUGAACUGCUGACCUAUUGGUUAGCAGCCAUAGUUCUUAACCACUACACCACCAGGGCUUCCCAGAAGAAAAUAAGCUAAGGUUAUCAUGGAUUAGAGAACUAGAUUGCCAAACUGUGUUCAGUUCCAGGGCCACAUUUAAGUGGGCUGUCCAGAAGCAAGUCCAGAAGACAGUGACAAAGGUGGCAAAGGAUGUGGCUACCAUAUCAUGAGAAGAACCACGGUCAGAGCUAGGGAGAGAGAAGACUAAGGUAGAGGAGAUUUUGAUGAAUUCACUCAAGAUAAUAAUGAUAUUAUGUUGAAAAGCAUAGCAGAAGACCUUCGGAACUGCUUGCCUCUAGAAACCAUGCUUUCCUCAGAACAUCUCGCCCUUCAAAAAAUACAGCAGCAGCCAGAACCCACAGUUCACGUUGAUGCAUUCCUUUACGAUGAAGACUUUAUUGAUUCAUUAUGUGAAGAAGGAAAAAUGAGCAGAAACUACUGCAUGGUGUGUGGCUCACACCAGACGGCACCUUUAGGAUUUAUUUCUCAUUCUUUCUCCCUCAUGGAAUUGAAGUUCAUUUAUCAUCAUGUACUCCCUGAUCUGUCGGGAAAGGUCUUGGUUGACGUUGGCUCCAGGCUUGGCACAGUCCUUUAUGGGGGUUAUCUUUACAGUUCAGCAUUGCAACUGUAUGGAGUAGAAAUGAAUGAAGACUUUUGCCAGUUGCAGGAAAUGGUCAUAAAAAAAUACCAGUUCACUGACAGAGUAAAGGUGCUUCAUGCAGACAUCUGUACCCAGGGUUCACUUCUGCAAAAUGCUGAUGUUGUUAUAAUGAAUAAUGUCUUUGAAUAUUUUCUUAAUGAGGCAGAACAGACCAGAGCCUGGGAAUGUAUCAGCCAUAACGUAAGGAAACAAGGAUCAUUAUUAGUAACAGUGCCAAGUCUUGAAGAGUCUCUCUCUGGUCUUCAGACUAAUAUACAGUUAUCCCCUUGGGUUGAAGAGGUACCUCUGAACUAUGAUGUAUACCCAGAAAAUGAUAUUGACAGAGAAGCUCUUCAACAAAUACAUUUAUAUAAGAUUCUAUAGCACUAAAAGACUCCUGCCUCGGUGUAAUGUUUUGUUGAGUAUAUUACAAAAUAAUGGGGAAAAAAAAAAUAACCCCAGUAUCCUAACACAUAUUUUUUCCA